This is a messenger RNA of Besnoitia besnoiti, 3363 nucleotides long. RefSeq names its product MCM2/3/5 family protein. Gene Ontology annotation, cellular component: nucleus; MCM complex. Gene Ontology annotation, biological process: DNA replication. The transcript is spliced from 15 exons. The coding region runs from base 1 to 3363 and encodes 1120 amino acids. Lineage: Eukaryota; Apicomplexa; Conoidasida; Eucoccidiorida; Sarcocystidae. The record is from RefSeq and is a predicted model, not a curated record. Gene Ontology annotation, molecular function: single-stranded DNA helicase activity; ATP binding; single-stranded DNA binding.
AUGCAGCAACACGCCGACCGCAUCUUGCCGCUCUACUUCUCCCCGGAGGAAGUUGAAAAUGGAGACCUUCGGGCCUACGUGGAGGAGUGGCGGCGCUUCCUCUUCCAGCACCGACGAACGCUGCUCAAGCAUGUGAAUCCGUCGACUCUGGAAGUCUUUUUGAGCUACCGAGAGCUCCUCGCUCGAAGUCCUCCGCCGUCCGCCGGCGCGUGCGCAGCUGCUCUCCGCGCGUCUCCGCAGGACGUUUUGAACACCAUCGCCUGCGGAGCCCACCUGGCGGUGCUGCACGAUCGAGAGGAGAGAGAAAAAGCCGCAAACGGCGCGCUUCUCUUUGCGACGCUAGGCUGCGGAGAGGCGGAGACUCGAGCUGCGCAGGACUGCGUGCCCGACAAGCCCUACCAAGCCGCCAGCGCACUCGAUGGAGACAUCUUGGUCGGUGGAGGGGAGAUAGAAGAGGAACGGACAGGACGAGGAGUAGCGCUCCACUCGCGCCGCAUUUGGAUCCGACUCCUCGGCUUCGGGCCGCUGACCUCGCUAUCCAUUCUGCGAAGCAGACAGGUCGGCAGUUUAGUCGCGGUUCGAGGCCGCGUGCUUCGAGUCUACGAGCCUCGCCCGUUGGUCACGGAGCUGCCGUUCGUCUGCGCCCGAUGCGGCGCUCGCUUUGUGCGUCAAUGCGUGGAAGGCAGAGUAUCUCAUCCAGGGCCUUGCCCGACGCCUCGCUGCUACAGCCGCCACUUCCUGCCUCAGCGCCGCGAGGCAGCGACGGUGGACUGGCAGAAGCUUUGUCUGCAGGCGGAGGAUACUGUGGUGGCGCAGCCGCGCCGAGAAGAGAAGAGCGAAGAGUCUGCGUCGCACGCGCUUCCAGGCCGCGAGGACGCCGCUGCGGCGGGCGACGCGCGGAGCUCACGCGGCGCCGGGGACGACUCGCAGCAGGCCGCCAGCAGGCACGACGAGAAAGAAGAAAAAGAGAGGCUGAGCGCGCAGAAUGAACUUAGGAGACCCGCGUCCGUGGACUGCGAGGUGCGCGGGUCUUUGGUCAACGGCUGCCGUCUCGGAGAGAAGAUCGUCGUAGUCGGCAUCGUCCGCGCCUACCAGGCGGCGGGGCUGAACCUGCCAGGGCGCGCGCUGCCGGAGGCUGCCCGUGCGCGGGUUCCAGGCCCCGGGAAGAGCUUGUUCACGCUCUACCUGGACGUCGUCUCGCUGGCCUCCGCGAGCCCCGAGCGGCAGCGGAGUCGCGUGCAGCGGCGCCAGCAGGCGCAGCACGCGAUCUACGCCGAGUUUCCGCGCGCGCUGCGCUCCCUCACCCUCGACGGCCCUCUCGCGGAGAUGGCUGCCGAGGACUGCCCCUGGAGGGACUUCACCGCGGCGCCUGGCGCGGGCGACCGCGCGCGCCCUAGCCUCGCAGGCUGGAAGCGGAGAAGACGAGGCGAGGCCGCCGGGGCGAGCGCGCGGAACGGGGUCGGGAAAACGGAGGAAAAAGGCAAGGACGGCGCGCAAACCUGCGCGAGAAACGACGCGGAACGCCGUCCGCAGGACGACAGCGGAGCCGCAGAAGGCGCCGGGUGUACGUACACCGCAAGUGCGGGGGAAGAGGGCUCAGCGAGUCCGGCCAAGAGCGAGGUGCUUGAUGAGGCGUUUCCAGCCUAUCCAGGCGACCCUGAUUUCGAGGAAACAGACAGCCACGUGGCCAUGCAGCAGCUGGAGUUCAUCACCGAAAUUUUUGAAAAGGAGGAGGGCCGUCUCGAGCUCCUCGCCGCGUCGCUCGCACCACACAUUCGCGGGCAUGAGGUCAGCAAAGCAGCUCUCGUGUUGACGCUGCUGGGCGGAGUGUCGGUCUACGGGGACGGCGAGGGGAGCUCGGAGGCCGCGGGGGGGGGGGAUGCCGAGGCACCGCCUGGCGUGCCGCAGGUCGCCUUCGACGGCAAGGCGCUGAAGCGCCGCGGAAGCAUCCACUUACUCCUCAUGGGCGACGCCGGCGUCGGGAAGAGCCGCUUGCUGCGUGCGACAGCGGAAGCGGGUGCAUUUGCAAACGCAGGCAUCUCCUCCGCCGUCCUCCGCUAUGCGGGGCUCAGCGCCGCCUGCAGCAGGCCCGCGAGCGAGCGAGACGAGGAAGACGAAGACGAAAUCGGGCCUGGCGGAAGUGUGUUCGUCUGCGGCAACUCCGCGUCCGCGGCGGGGCUGACCGCCUCCACGUACCGCGAGCCAGGCACAGGCGAAUUCGCCUUGGAAGCCGGGGCCCUCGUCCUCGCAGACGGCGGCAUUUGUUGCGUAGACGAGCUAGAUAAGAUGCACGCGGCCUCGACUUCGGCAGACAUCUCGGCGCUCUUGGAGGCGAUGGAGCAUCAGACCGUCUCCGUCGCGAAGGGCAGCUGCCACUGUACACUUCCCGCGCGGACGGCGCUCGCGGCAGCUGCAAAUCCGAAGGACGGAAAAUUCCAAGCUUCGAAGACUCUCGCGGAGAACGUGAAGCUGCCGCCCUGUCUUACGUCGCGCUUUGACCUGAUAAUCUGCCUCCACGACGAGGCCGGCAGCGACACAGAUCCUUUUCCCGCGUACGCCACGCGAAGACGCAGCGACCUGGACCCGCGAGAUUCUGAGCAUCCUCGCCCGUCGCUGUCAGGAAGGAAGGGUGCGCAGUCUCAGUCUCUAGCGGAAAGGAUCCGGGCUGUCAAACCCGCCAAACUCCUUCCGCUCUCCCUGAUGCAGGCUUACCUCGCGUACGCGCGGCAGUACGUCCGGCCUGUCUUAACUCCGGAGGCGGGCGAGGCCCUCAAGCGGCUUUACGCGUUUCUGCGGCGGCAGGAGGACAGCGAGUUUGCGGCGCAUGACUCGCUUCCGGUCGGCAUGCGCCAGCUCGAGUCGCUUAUUCGCUUCUGCGAGGCGCGCGCGCGUGCGGACUUGGUCAACGAAGUGACGGAGGCGCAUGUACGGGACGUGGGGAACAUCUUCGUGAACAGUGCAGCCUUCUCUCGACUCGCCUACGCGGCCUCGCCGGCCGCUCAAGCCGAGGCCGCGUGCCUCGCGCUCUACCCCGCGGGCGGGAGACAGCUGAACCCCACUUGCGCCACGACAGCCGCUCAACUCGUCGCGAUCGCCGCAGGGAAGAAAGGAAGAAAGCGCAAAUCUCUCGCGGGCCUCGUGCCCAGCUUUCUGCAAGCCUGCAUCCUCUUUCUUUCCAACAACCCGUGCGCGGGCUUGACCAAUCGACAACUGCUGGACUGCGCCACUGUCGUGGUUUCCCGAGCGGACUCCACCGCCUGCCCUGAAGCCCUGGUGGCGCUGGCGAACGAGGGAGGCUACAUUCUGCGGAAAGCUGACGGCCUCUGGCAAGUGGAUAGAGCUUUCGGUGCGUCUGCGUUCUAG